Messenger RNA from Gymnogyps californianus (California condor), 1110 nucleotides. Its product is annotated as C-C chemokine receptor type 5-like. Gene Ontology annotation, cellular component: cytoplasm; membrane. Lineage: Eukaryota; Metazoa; Chordata; Aves; Accipitriformes; Cathartidae. The record is from RefSeq and is a predicted model, not a curated record. The transcript has a single exon. Gene Ontology annotation, molecular function: C-C chemokine receptor activity. Gene Ontology annotation, biological process: chemotaxis; positive regulation of monocyte chemotaxis; inflammatory response. The coding region runs from base 40 to 1110 and encodes 356 amino acids.
AGUUUAACAUCCUUUGCUUCCUUUCCAGACCAACACACCAUGGAAAACCAUACCAUAGACUCAGCCGACUGGCCACUGACAACAGAAUUCGACUACAGCGAUUCAGCCCCAUGCACGGGAACUGAGGAAAAGCACUUUGCAGCAAAACUUUUGCCACCGCUUUAUUCUUUGGUGGUGAUAUUUGGCCUCAUAGGCAACAUGCUUGUUGUCCUUAUUCUGGUUAAAUACAAGAGAUUGAAGAGUAUGACUGACAUCUACCUGCUCAAUUUGGCAAUUUCAGAUUUGCUGUUUAUAUUUUCUCUCCCUUUUUGGGCUUAUUAUGCUGUUCACGACUGGAUUUUUGGGGAGGCGCUGUGUAGAAUUCUCUCAGGUGUCUACCUCCUUGGCUUCUACAGCGGCAUCUUUUUCAUAAUCCUGUUGACCCUAGACAGGUAUCUGGCCAUAGUGCAUGCAGUGUUUGCUUUGAAAGCUAGGACAGUUACCUACGGCAUCCUCACCAGCACUGUCACUUGGGCUGUUGCUAUGCUUGCUUCUGUUCCUGGGAUAGUAUUUCACAAAACUCAAAAGGAAAAUUCACGUUAUACUUGCAGUGCUCAUUAUCCAUCAGAGCAGAGAAAUGUUUGGAAGCAAUUCCUGACCUUAAAAAUGAACAUCCUGGGACUUGUUAUUCCAAUGUUAAUUAUGAUCUGCAGCUACACACAAAUUAUAAAGACAUUACUGCAAUGUAGGAAUGAGAAGAAACAUAAAGCAGUCAGGCUUAUUUUUAUCAUCAUGAUUGUCUACUUUUUUUUCUGGGCACCAUACAACAUUUGCAUUCUUUUGCGUGAUUUUCAAGGUGCAUUUUCCAUCACUACUUGUGAAGGCAGCAGUCAACUGCACAAAGCAACCCAAGUGACAGAAACAAUCUCAAUGAUCCACUGUUGUAUCAACCCUGUAAUUUAUGCCUUCGCUGGAGAAAAAUUCAGGAAGUAUCUUCAUAGCUUUUUCCGAAAGCAGAUUGCAUUCUACUUCUCUAAAUACUGCCCUGUUUUCUAUGUUGACACAGCUGAACGGGCUAGCUCCACCUACACACAAUCUACUGGAGAACAAGAAGUUUCUGCUGCGUUGUAG